UCAGCUCCUGAAAAAGUUGCAGUGUCUCCAGGACCUGAGGAGAAUUCUGAAAGCUUAGUGAAAUAUUUCAGCGUUGUUUGGUGUAAGGCUUCCAAGAAAAAGCACAAGAAGUGGGAAGGUGAUGCAGUUCUUAUUAUAAAAGGAAAGUCAUUUACAUUAAAGGAUUUGGAAGGUAGAGACAUUGGAAAAGGCAUUGGAUAUAAAUUCAAAGAGCUUGAAAAGAUUGAAGAGGGCCAAACAAUGAUGCUUGGUGGAAAAGAAAUAGAAGUCAUGGGUAUAAUCUCACCAGAUGAUUUCAGCAGUGGCAAAUGUUUUCAACUUGGAGGAGGAGGAAGUUCUGUUAUCCCAAAUUCUUCUCAAGUCGUUAAGAAGCCUUUCUCCAAUCCUUUCAAGCAGGUCUGUAAACCUCAUUCAAAGGAAAACGAGCAAAAUGAUCUCCAGAAUUGUAAGCCACGCCAUGAUCCGGAUGCACCAAAUUCCCUUGUUAUGCACAGGCCAGACAAAAAUCACCAAUGGAUGUUCAAUAAGAACUGUUCCCCUAUUGUGGAUGUAGUAAUAGACCCUUACCUUGUACAUCAUCUGAGGCCACAUCAGAAAGAAGGAAUCAAGUUUCUUUACGAAUGUGUGAUGGGAAUGAGAGUGAAUGGCAGAUGUGGAGCUAUUCUUGCUGAUGAAAUGGGUUUAGGGAAAACACUGCAGUGCAUCUCACUCAUCUGGACUCUGCAAUGCCAGGGACCCUAUGGAGGGAAGCCAGUCAUAAAGAAAACAAUUAUUGUCACACCUGGAAGUUUGGUGAUGAACUGGAAGAAAGAAUUUCAGAAAUGGCUAGGAAGUGAAAGGAUCAAGAUAUUUACUGUGAAUCAGGACCACAAAGUUGAAGAUUUCAUCAUAUCUCCAUUUUAUUCUGUUCUUAUCAUCAGUUAUGAAAUGUUACUUCGUUCCCUGGACCAGAUUAGGAAUAUAAAUUUUGAUCUUCUAAUCUGUGACGAAGGACACCGUUUGAAGAACAGUGCCAUUAAGACAACUACUGCUCUGCUUAACCUUUCUUGUCAUAAAAGAAUAAUUCUAACAGGUACUCCAGUUCAGAAUGAUCUCCAGGAAUUUUUUACACUAAUUGAUUUUGUAAAUCCAGGAAUAUUAGGCUCUUUGUCAUCUUAUAGAAAAAUAUAUGAGGAACCCAUUGUUACAUCCAGACAACCUUCUGCUUCUGAGGAAGAAAAGAAGUUGGGAGAAAAAAGAGCAAUUGAACUUACUCGAAUUACCAGACUCUUUAUCCUUAGAAGAACCCAGGAAGUCAUAAAUAAAUAUCUCCCACCUAAAAUAGAAAAUGUCAUCUUUUGCCGACCAAGCACACUACAGAUCGAGCUCUACCAGAAACUGUUGAGUUCCCAGACUGUCCAAUUCUGUCUUCAAGGGCUGAUGGAAAAUAGUUCUCAUCUGAUAUGUAUAAGUGCUCUUAAAAAACUGUGCAAUCACCCCUGUCUUUUGUUCAACUUUAUAAAGGACAAAGAAGGCAGCCUCACAGGGAAUGACAGUGAAGAAAGGGGUCUGUAUGAAGGCUUGAAGACUGUGUUCCCGUCCAGUUACGAUCCUCACGGGCUCAGCGAGAAGGAGUCGGGGAAGUUGCAGGUGCUUACAAGGCUCCUACAAGUGAUCCACACACUUCGGCCCACUGAAAAAGUGGUAUUGGUAUCCAACUACACUCAAACAUUGAAUAUUUUACAAGAAGUCUGCAAACGGCAUGAAUAUGCUUUCACAAGACUUGAUGGGCAAACACCGGUCUCUCAAAGGCAGCAGAUUGUCGAUGGCUUCAAUAGUAAAUACUCUUCUGACUUUAUCUUUUUGCUGAGUUCAAAAGCUGGUGGUGUGGGACUUAACCUUACCGGAGGAUCUCACUUAAUUCUCUAUGAUAUUGACUGGAAUCCAGCCACUGAUAUUCAGGCAAUGUCUAGAGUCUGGAGAGAUGGUCAGAAACAUCCUGUGUAUAUUUACAGACUCCUAACCACAGGUACAAUAGAAGAAAAGAUCUACCAAAGACAGAUCAGUAAGCAAGGUCUUUCUGGGACUGUUGUAGACCUAACCAAGACUUCCGACCAUAUUCAGUUUUCAGUAGAGGAUCUUAAAGAUUUGUUCACACUUCAUGAGACUUCACUUUGUGUGACUCAUGACCUCCUUGACUGUGAUUGUACAGAAGAAAAAGAUCAUACAGAUGAUUCUCUGGAAAAACCACCUCUCUCCAGAAAUUGUCCGCUUCGUCCACACUGCCAGACACCUAACUCCCUGAAACCUCUGUCCAUGUCUCAGCUGAAACAAUGGAGACAUUUUUCUGGAGAAGAUGUAAAUCUUACAGAUCCUUUUCUUGAAAAAAUACGAGAAAACGUGUCAUUCUUUUUUCAGAAUAUAACUAACCAAAAGACUUCUGUGUAAUUAAAGAUUAUUAAAUGAUA
This is a messenger RNA of Suncus etruscus (white-toothed pygmy shrew), 2447 nucleotides long. RefSeq names its product RAD54 homolog B (gene RAD54B). Lineage: Eukaryota; Metazoa; Chordata; Mammalia; Eulipotyphla; Soricidae. The transcript is spliced from 12 exons. Gene Ontology annotation, cellular component: nucleus. Bases 241 to 2427 code for a protein of 728 amino acids. The record is from RefSeq and is a predicted model, not a curated record. Gene Ontology annotation, molecular function: ATP-dependent chromatin remodeler activity; ATP binding; DNA translocase activity. Gene Ontology annotation, biological process: reciprocal meiotic recombination; double-strand break repair via homologous recombination.